Messenger RNA from Anisakis simplex (herring worm), 525 nucleotides. The record is from the annotation of a GenBank genome assembly. Lineage: Eukaryota; Metazoa; Nematoda; Chromadorea; Rhabditida; Anisakidae.
AUGGACGAUGAAACGAAGAAAAGGAAACGUGAUGAGAUUGAGAUAAUGAAGAAGGAAAAACGACCGGUGGGAUUGUUUGCAAAAGUGAAAUAUUAUGUGAAACGAUAUUGGUACAUUGCCGUUCCAGUGCACUUCAUCGGUAGUUUAAUGUGGUUCGGUGGUCUAUAUGCCGCGGUCAAAAGUGGUAUCGAUGUUGUGAAUAUAUUAGAGCAUUUGCAUUUGUCUGAAACACUUAUAGACAAAGUUAGAAGUACACCGCCGAGUGCAGGUGUUUUGGUGUUCACGCUGAUUCUGUACAAGAUUGUUUCUCCACUUCGAUAUGCAACUACAUUGGCAGGAAUACAAAUUGUUUUUUCAACGUUGAAGCGAAUGGGUAAGCUACCGAUCGCUAAGGAAGUGGCGUACGAAAUUCGAUCGAAAUAUGAAAAUGAAAUGAAGAAAAUUGGUCGGCAUUAUCAUAAGUAUAGUAAGGCUGGUGUUCGAGCUGUGAAGCGACGUUUAUCGAAUGAGAAGCGUGAUGCUUGA